Ceratitis capitata (Mediterranean fruit fly) is the source of this 1026-nucleotide messenger RNA. Its product is annotated as putative sugar lactone lactonase YvrE. The record is from RefSeq and is a predicted model, not a curated record. Lineage: Eukaryota; Metazoa; Arthropoda; Insecta; Diptera; Tephritidae. Bases 115 to 1011 code for a protein of 298 amino acids. The transcript has 6 exons. Gene Ontology annotation, biological process: L-ascorbic acid biosynthetic process. Gene Ontology annotation, molecular function: calcium ion binding; gluconolactonase activity.
UCUAAAUUCGCUGGCGGGCAGCAUAUUCUUUUACUUGCGCUUUUAAUUUGUCUAUAUGUUUGUUGUGAUUCAGCCAACUAUCAAGUAGAGACUUUGAAUGGAACUCGAGUCAGCAUGGGUGAGGGACCACAUUGGAAAUAUCCGAAUUUAUAUUAUGCCGAUUUGGAUACUGGACAAGUGGUGCGAUACGAUACAAUAACAAAAAGGACAUACAAAUGUCAAAUAGUAAAUCACCGCAAAGUUUCUUUCAUCAUCCCUUACAAAAAUUCCGAUACUUUAUUUGCUGUUGGUCUAAACCAUCUUGCUGCACAAAUAUACUGGGAUGGCUUAGCGACAAAGUGUCAUGUGAUAAAGCGAUUAUUUGAGGUGGAAACAGAGAACCCACGCGAUAUACACAACUGUUUGAAUGAUGCGAAAUGUGAUUCUAGAGGACGUCUCUUUACUGGCACGGGUAAUUGUGAUUUCGACAAUGCUGGUGUGAACGAUCAUGGACCAUAUAGAAAUUUAUAUAAAUUUGCCGACGGUAGAUUAGAGCGUAUUCUACCCAAUGUUAAUCUCUCAAAUGGUAUGGCUUGGAAUUAUAAACGUAAGGAAUAUUAUUACAUAGAUAGCGGCCGAAAUGAUAUUAUACAAUUCGAUUAUGAUUUGGAAACGGGUCGAACGGCUAAUCCAAAGGUCGUAUUUCAUUUGGAUACAAGUGAGUUUCCUCCAAAUUUCACUGGUUGGAUUGUUAUGGACGGCAUGACCAAAGGUACAGCUGGUUAUCUGUAUGUUGUUGUACACGGUACCAAUAAAAUUUUAAAAAUUUGCACCAGGAAGUGGAGAAUUGUCGAACACAUUGAAACACCGUGUCAAUUUAUAUCUUCAGCUACCUUCGGUGGUGUGACACUCAGAGAGCUUUACGUUACAUCUGUAGAUUUGCAAAAUGCGACAACUCCUUGUGGUAAGAUAUUCCGAAUUAGGGGUUUUACCGCACGAGGGGAUCCCAAUGAAUCUAUUAGUGAUAUUUGAUUGAAACAUUUGUUU